Molecule: messenger RNA, 747 nt
Organism: Malassezia globosa CBS 7966
Lineage: Eukaryota; Fungi; Basidiomycota; Malasseziomycetes; Malasseziales; Malasseziaceae
Exons: 1
Coding region: 1-747 (248 amino acids)
Biological process (GO): glycolytic process; glycerol catabolic process; glyceraldehyde-3-phosphate biosynthetic process
Cellular component (GO): cytosol
Molecular function (GO): triose-phosphate isomerase activity
Source: RefSeq, a predicted model, not a curated record
AUGUCGCGUACUUUCUUUGUUGGUGGCAACUGGAAGAUGAACGGCUCGAUCGAGCAGUACCAGAGCCUAAUCAAGCAUCUGCUGGAUUCCAGCCUGGAUUCGAAAGCUGAGGUUGUGAUAGCUCCCCCAUCGCUGUACCUAUUGCCAUCGCAGAAGCUUCUUGAGGGCAAGCAAAUCGCGUUGGGCGCCCAGAAUGCUUACAACAAGCCAUCUGGUGCAUUCACAGGAGAGAUCUCUGUUGCUCAGCUCAAAGAUGCUAGCAUUCCUUGGGUGAUUCUUGGCCAUUCUGAACGCCGCUCUAUUUUCGGCGAGACGGAUGAUAUGGUGGCUCAGAAGACGUCGGCCGCUCUCGAGACUGGUCUCUCUGUGAUUCUUUGCGUUGGUGAGUCGCUUGAACAGCGUGAGAAGAACGAGAGUAUCAACGUUGUCCUGGGUCAGCUUGAGACGGCCACAAAGGACGUCAAGGAUUGGAGUAAGAUUGUGAUUGCUUACGAGCCGGUAUGGGCAAUCGGCACUGGCAAAGUUGCUACGGCCGAGCAGGCUCAGGAAGUCCACGCUGCCAUCCGUCAGUGGCUCGUCAAGAAGGCUGACCAGCAGGUGUCUGACACGCUGCGUAUCAUCUACGGAGGUAGUGUGGCUGCUAAGAAUUGCAAGGAGCUCGCCUCCCAGCCAGACAUUGAUGGCUUCCUUGUCGGCGGAGCAAGUCUGAAGCCUGAAUUUGUUGACAUUGUGAACGCUCGUCUGUAG